Molecule: messenger RNA, 2040 nt
Organism: Capsicum annuum
Lineage: Eukaryota; Viridiplantae; Streptophyta; Magnoliopsida; Solanales; Solanaceae
Product: cytochrome P450 94B3
Exons: 2
Coding region: 151-1662 (503 amino acids)
Molecular function (GO): heme binding; monooxygenase activity; oxidoreductase activity, acting on paired donors, with incorporation or reduction of molecular oxygen
Source: RefSeq, a predicted model, not a curated record
CCCCCUUAUUUCAUUUAACACGUCACAACUUUAACCAGCUACCAAACAACAGGAAUUAUCAUCACUAACAUAUUGGGACAUCACUUUUCUGAAAAAACCUUUUCAUAAUAUCUCAUCACUUUCGUCUUCUUCCUCAAAGUCCCAUUAACAAUGGAACUUCUCUCUUUUCCAUCACUCAUUUUCAUUGCCCUUAUCUCCAUUGUUUUCUUACUAUUCCUCACUAUUAAAAAUCCCAAUAAACAUGGCUUCAAAAUCUACCCACUCGUCGGAGCACUGCCGGAGUUUCUCCUCAACCGUCACCGUUUUCUCGAAUGGGCUACUGAUGUCCUCUCUUCUUGCCCGACCAACACCUCUGUCUUUUACCGCCCUGGUAAUGUUCACGGUGUCCUGACAGCAAAUCCUCUCAAUGUCGAACACAUGUUGAAGAAUAAUUUCGAGAAUUUUCCUAAAGGUUAUAGAUUUUAUACUAGGCUUGAAGAUUUUCUUGGUGAUGGAAUAUUUAAUGUUGAUGGUGAAGCUUGGAGGAUUCAAAGGAAAUCAGCUAGCUAUGAGUUUAGUACUAGGUCUUUAAGGAAUUUUGUUAUGGAAACUGCACAGGUGGAGAUACACACACGUUUGAUUCCACUACUCCAAGAAGCAGCUAAAAGUGAUACCACCAUUAUUGACAUUCAAGACAUUUUAGAAAGAUUUGCAUUUGACAACAUCAUCAAGCUUGCAUUCAAUGUGGAUCCAAAUUGUUUAGGAGGAGCUGAAAGUGAAUUCAUGCAAGCUUUUGAAAUUGCAGCAACUCUAAGUUCAGGUAGGUUCAUGUAUGCUAUCCCCUUCAUGUACAAAAUCAAGAAAAUCUUCGACAUUGGUUCGGAGAAAAAGCUACAAAAAUCAAUCAAGAUUGUGCAUGAAUUCGCGGAUAAGAUCAUAAGUUCAAGAAUGGAAGAGCGCGCUGAGAAGAAAGAUGAAGAUUUGUUAUCAAGAUUCAUGGGGGAUAAUACUAAUCAGUUCUCAGCUAAGUUCUUGAGGGACAUUGUCAUCAGUUUCAUCCUAGCUGGUCGAGACACAACAUCGGCAGCUCUAACAUGGUUCUUUUGGAUAUUGUCUUCAAGGAAAGAUAUAGAGCAAAAGAUAUUAGAAGAACUAGUUCAAAUUCGUCGAAGAUAUGGGAAGAAGAUUGGUGAAGCUUAUAGUUUCGACGAGUUAAGAGAAAUGCAGUAUCUACAUGCAGCUAUUUCUGAAGCAAUGAGGCUAUAUCCACCAGUACCAAUUGAUACAAGGUGUUGUUUGAAAGAUGACAUUUUACCAGAUGGGACUUUUAUUGGUAAAGGUUGGUUUAUGAGUUAUCAAACUUAUAGUAUGGGAAGAAUGGAGAGUAUAUGGGGUAAAGAUUGUUGUGAGUAUAAACCAGAAAGAUGGUUUGAUGAGAAUGGGGUUUAUAAACACGAAAGUCCAUUUAAAUUUCCAGUAUUUCAUGCUGGACCAAGAAUGUGUCUUGGAAAAGACAUGGCUUAUAUUCAAAUGAAGUCAAUUGCAGCUUCUGUGUUGGAAAAGUUUGAAUUUGAUGUUCAGUUGGAGAAUGAGAAGUGUCCUGAGUAUAUCUUAUCUUUGACUCUAAGAAUGAAAGGAGGUUUGGCUGUGAAGGUGAAAGAAAGAUGUAUCACCAACAGUUAAUUCUGUGUUUCGGGUUUUGUAUUGUAUCGAACCCCCCCACAGGUCCACAUGGCAGCGAUUCAACUAAAGAUUGAUUCUAGUGGGCAUAGUUAUGAUCAUGGUAGUUACGGUGAAGUGAGCACGAGUAUCAAUUUCUAAGCCCACCAGUGGAUGUUUGGGAAAGUUAAUUGCUAUUCCACGAGGCAAUGCAUAUCGAUGUAAUAAAAGUGAAGGGCUCAUAACAAUGACGAAACAUCCUGAAUAAUGGUCAAGAGUGUGUAUAUUAUAAUUAUGGUGAUAUAAUGUCUACUUUUAUUAAGAAGAUUUUGUUGUUAAUUUCAUGGUGUAUAUAUAUCUUGCAUACUUUGAAAGAAAGAAAAAAGUUUUGGUUACUUCUAA